GGCAUCGACUUCAAUACGCGUUCUAUCACUUCCGUUUACUCACAAACUCUCUUGCCAGUGUGAUGGGAGUUCUUGACCGCGUGACUUGUAAUCGUAGCCACUCAGGAUUUUGUGCUCUUCAAUGACUGGUGCAAUUGUUUUCAUCUGAGAGAAUGGGAAAUGAUAAACUGGAAGAGAAUGAUAGCGAAUAAUAAUUGAUUCAGUUUUUGGAGGGAUUGACCUUCGGCGAUUGUUGAGGUGUUUUCGAUUAUUCGAUUUUGAAAGACAAGUUUGUGGAUAAAUACACAGAUUACAUGGCUAUCUGUAUAGCUUCUAGAUUAAAAAUUUAUCAGUCCUCGAGACACAGCAAUAAGAUCAUGCAAAAGCAAUUUUGGCAGUUAUUUAUUUGAACGGUUUUGAAAUUUGGAGAUGGAACGGAGCAGAGUGCGUUGGGUCGUUAAAAAUUCAGGGGAGGAGGUGAAGACGCAGAGUUAUGAUCGACAAAUUUGGGAGAAUAAAGAUGAGAGAGAGGAUGUGCAGAAGAAGACAUUCGCAAAAUGGAUUAAUUCACAACUCAUCAAGAAUAAUGAUGAGCCAGUGUCAGAUUUAUUCAUCGACCUGCGAGAUGGAAAUCGACUGCUCUCACUCCUGGAGGUUCUCACAUCGAAGACAUACAAGAGAGAACGUGGGCGAAUGCGAGUACAUCAUCUCAACAACGUUAACAAGGCGCUACAAAUUUUAGAGCAGAAUAACGUUAAGCUCGUGAACAUAAGUAGCAACGAUAUUGUCGAUGGCAAUCCCAAAUUGACACUUGGAUUGGUGUGGAGUAUAAUUCUCCACUGGCAGGUACACUAUCACCUGAAGGAUUUAAUGGCAGGACUGCAGCAAACUAAUUUGGAAAAAACUCUGCUCGCCUGGUGUCGUUUGAAUACCAAGAACUAUCCAGGCGUUGACAUAAAAAAUUUUACGACCUCGUGGACAGACGGUUUGGCAUUCUGUGCACUGCUGCAUAAAUGGCAACCACAGCUCUUCGAUUUUGAUAAUAUCGCUCGUAAACAUCCAAAUGCUCGGCUCGACCAUGCAUUUCGUCUUGCACAUGAUCAUCUCAAUAUUCAACGUCUCCUGGAUCCUGAAGACGUCAACACAGCAGUUCCCGACAAGAAAUCCAUCAUGGUGUACGUUAUGUGCCUCUUCCAGCAGCUUUCCCAACCGGAUGAUGACAUCGGUGACAUAGACAUAGCAGUCGCUAGUGACAUGAGUCAAGCAACAACCCCAACAUCUCCAGUCGCUGAAAACAGUGCCCUGUCCAUUGCCAAUCUAGGUGUUCCAGCAUCACGUCCAAUGAGUUUAGCAACGAAUGUAUCUGUGGAGUUGGGGGGAUACCAAGUGGCUUUGGAGGAGGUUCUCACAUGGCUCCUGGAAGCUGAAGACAAGCUCAGUCAUGUCCCAGAGUUGGGACCAACCUUGGAGACUCUGAAGGAGCAGUUUCAUGAGCACGAGUCAUUCCUGCUUGAACUCUCUGGCCAUCAGGAUGGGGUUGGUGCAGUUCUGGAAGAGGGUGCAAGGCUGCUUGCUGAGGGUGGACUUCACAGGGACGAGGAGCAGGAAGUGCGUGUGCAAAUGUCUUUAUUGAACUCCAGGUGGGAGGAGCUGAGGAUGAGAGCAGUGGACAGACAAUCAAAGAUUCACGAGAUGCUUCUCAAUAUGCAGCAGAAGCAACUAGAUGAAUUGAAGCAGUGGUUGACUAAAACUGAGGACAGGAUAUCGCACAUGGCUGCUUGUGAGGUGAGUCAGGCAACUCUGGAGGAGCAAAUGAGACAGCUGAAUGAUCUCCAGAAGGAUGUGAAGAAGCAGCAGUCUGUGGUCGAUGCUGGAAAGAACAUCAUUGUGAUUGUUGACGAGGAGAAUUCAGAGACAGUCUAUGCGCAGAUGGAGGACCAGCUGGCGGCUCUCGACGAGCGUUGGAAUCACAUCUGCCAAUGGACUGAUGAAAGAGCUGAAAAACUCCAGUCUUUUACGACUGUUUGGAAGGAGUUCGUUGAUGAUUACAAGAAGCUGCUGUCUUGGCUCAAUGAGACUGGGAUAACUCUGAGGCAGAUGGAGGCUGUCCCUGCUUCUGAGAUUGGGGAGGUCCUCGAGAGGAUCAAGAAGAUUAGGACUUUGAAGAUGGAGAUGGAUGAUAAUCAGAAGAGACUUAUUGAGUUGCAGAAGGCUGUGCAGGAUAUUGGGGAUAAGGAGAUGACACCUGAGUGCGAAGACCUGUUGGAGAAGAUUGAGAAUCUGCAGGAUCAGUGGGAGGCCAUUGGACAGAUCAUGGAGGUGCAGAGUCAGAGGAUAUCAAGCUCCGGCUUUGAUUUCACCCUCGAAUCCGAAUCCGAAUCCCGAGUACUUAAAAGCAACGACUGGAUGUCUGAAACUGUCACAAGCAUAGCACACCAACAAGAGUUAUCAGAGGCGGCGCACAGUGAUUUGAAAAAACGUCGGCUUGCGGGUGCCCGAUCAAGACAGGAUUUCGAGUCAGCAUUAUUGAACUUGUACAAGUGGUUGGACUACGUCGACCUCGAAAUUGGAAGGUCCGAGGGGGUAUUCGAUGAACUGAGCGUCGAGGAGAAGAAAGUUGUUUACGAAGAAAGUUUGGCAGACGUUGAGGCACACAGGGGCGAAUACGAGAGAGUCCUGGAUAUUGGAGGACAGCUUGUGAAUGAGUUGAAGGAGGCGGGCGAGCAGUUUGGUGAUGAAAUGAAGAAGAUAAAUGACAUUAAAAAUUGCUGGCAGGGUACGAACAACAGACUGGGAGAAAUUAAGGAGAGAAUUGAUUUUUUGAUGAAUGUCAAGCAAUUUCGCUCGGAAUUAUCUAGCCUGAAUUUAAUGCUCGAUGGCUACUCAAAAUGGCUCGAGGGGAACAAGGAGAACACCCAGAUCGAGCCCUUCAGGGUGAAGAUCAAGUCGAUGAACUCGCACGAGGAGAGAGUCAAGAAAUUACUGGAGAGGGCUGAAUCUUUAACGAAAAGUACAGAAGGAGGCGACAGUGGGGCCAUUGAGAACGACACUAGAGAAUUCAGUUCAAAGUGGGAACAAUUGCAUAAUAAACUAUCUACUCGAUUGAACGAACUGAGCAGCGCUCUGGAUAAAACUCCCCCCAAGAAGUACUCAGAAACAAUGGCAUUCCUCCUGUCAUUCAUAAAUAACGUGGAGGGGGUUCUUUUAACCGAGGACACAGUGCUAUCGAACGAGAAGAAUAUGGAGGAGCAGCUGGGGAAACUUCAGGGCCUCCAGAACUCGGUUACAGAGCAUCGUGAUAAAUUCAAUUAUGUCAAUAGCACUGGACAGGAGUUGAUAUCGAAAAUUGGGGGGGAACCGCAGGCCCAGAGGCUCAAGGAUGAACUGCAGGACUUGAAUACCAAGUGGAGUGACAUUCCCAUCAUCUUGGAGGAGCGUCAGCUCAAGCUAUCGAAGGAUAUUGAGUCGCUGAGGGAGUUUAAUGAGGAGUUCUGCAGCCUUGAGGAGUGGCUGGAAAAAUCGGCCAAGUAUUUGAGUGAAAUAUCGCAGGAUCAGUUCAUCAAGGAUGUGGAAACGACAAAGUUCAAACUCGAACAGCUCAAGUCCCUGUCGGAGGACAUCACCAAGACAAAACCGAGGGUUGAGGCACUUCAAACGAUGACGAAUCACUUGCUCGAGAAUUCAGAGCCCAAAUUCGCUAGUAUUCUUAACAGCAGACUCGAAGUUGUUUCGCAAAAGUGGCAUGGCAUUAUCGAUGGAGUUAAGUCCGAGAGGGAUAAGUACGAAGCUGCUUUGAGGAAGAACGAUGAGAUUGUUAAUGGAAUCGAGGACUUCACUAAAUGGUUAUCCGCACUGGAAAAGGAGAUCCCUCAGAGCUGUAAGAUUACGUCCUCGGUUGAGUUGUUUCAGAUACGCGGACGUUAUCAGAAUCUUAAGGAUAAAAUUGACAAACGGGUGGAGGAGUUUCGGAAUUUGAACGAAAUGGGAAAUGACAAGUUGUUGAGCUCGGAGGGCUCCUCGGUACAGGAGUUGGGGAGACGUUUUACAUUCUUGAAUGCACGGUGGACAGAUGUUACUGAUCGUAUUUACGAGAGGUAUAGACAAUUGCAAAAUGCUAGUCACGAGUAUGGGGAAUUUAGGGCACUAGUUGCACAGGAGAGUGACUGGCUGGAUAAAUUGGAAAAGAGAUUGAAGAAAUCGAGCAAAGGGGCUGCUGACGCUGAGGAGAUUUCGGAGGAGCUUGAUGAUUUGGAGAAUUAUAUUCGAAAUCAUUCCGAGUCUCGUCGUGAGAAGAUCCAGGAAAUUGGGAAGCAAUUGGGGGAGAGUGACAUAAUGACCAGUUCGAUUGAAAGUGAUGUUGAGGGCCUAGAGAGACGAUGGACAGAUUUGAGAGAAAAGGCAGGGGAGCGUGCCCAGCUGCUGGAGGGAUCAGUGAGACAGGCGCAACAGUCAGAGGGGAGAAUACUAGCCCUUCAGCAUUCCCUAACGCAAGUAGACUCUGUACUAACAGCACGACUCGACAGUGAUUUGACUGCUGAUGAUUUGCCUCAUGAUUACCAGAAAUUAAUGGAAGAAAUGGACGGCCAGGAGACGACUCUCCACGAGAUGAAAUCACAAAUAGAAAUAUACGAAAAUUCUGGAAAGCACGAGGCUGCGAGUCGCCUCAGAGAACAAAUGACCCUAAUUGAACAAAAGUUUUUGGAAGUUCAGAGGAAGUUUCAACGUUUCCGUUCACCCUCUAAUUUGGAGCCUAGAUUAUCGCGAGCAUUGCGGGAACUUCGGGGUAUCGAGGAGGCCACUUGUUUAUUGGAGCUUGCCUCGGAGGAUCCUGAGGCUAUUGAGGGCCAAUUGAAGCAUUGUCUCAGAUUCUACCAAACCCUGAGUGAAAUCAAGAGUGAAAUUGAGAGUAUAAUAGUGAUCGGCCGAAAACUAGUGGAAGAAAAUUCUGUCUCAGAGCCCGAUAAAUUCUCCAAAAGAAUCGACACCCUGAAAGAACUGUACAACAAACUCGGUCUGAGGAUAACAGAAUCCAAAUCGAUCCUGGAAUCAGCUCUGGAAUUAUCCCGAGACAUGUACAAGCACAUGACGUAUUUGAACAUGGCCAUUGACAGUAUAAACAAGGAGCUUGAUACCCAGAGAAAUAUGCCAGACCUCCCUGUCAACGCGAUAUACGUCACUGAGACACUGACUGAAGUGCUGCCGAGAUUGAACGCGGUUAAAGAGAAACUGUUCAGAAGUCAGGAUGAAUUUUUGAAGCUGUGCGAUCCAUCUUAUCUGGAGCAGCUGAAGGAGAGGCUGACAGAUAUUAUAACGAGGCUGACGAGCACGGAGAAGAGGCUGAGACAGAUAUCCUCGAGUGAGGAUGAGCCAAAUGUCGAUGAAAUUAAUGCCUGGCUGUUACAAAUUGAAGAGAAAAUCAAUAAAUUAUGCGAUGUACCAGCUGAGGACAUUGAUAAGGAGCAUAUUGAGAGAUGCAAGGCAAUUCAAUCAGAUAUGACGGAGGCAACUCCCCGAGUAUCACAACUGCAACGCUACGCUUUUUACCCAAAAGUGUCUGCUGUCUGCAACAAAUGGGACAGGCUCACCCGAAAACUACAGGGUUGGAUGUCCAAGGUGACUGAUAACAUAUCGUUAAAGUGCGAGAGAUACGAAAUUGGUAGGGGGAGAGACAUUGGACAGGAUAGAUUUAAACAAUUCGAUAAAUACUCGAGCAAUGUUAACGGAGAAACGUGUGGAGUAGAGUGCAUUAAUCCAAUUUGCCAUAGUUAUUCACCCGACUCUCAGAGGUACUACGAGAGACGAGUUACAGAAGUUAACAGCAUGAUAGAUCAUAAAUUUGAGAUGAAUGAGGUACCAGAUGUGGUGAAAACAGCGCAAAACGUUGAGUAUCUGGAGGAUGAGGAAGAGUUCUUUCUCUCGAAAAAUAGUAAAUUAUUCUCUCAAGUGUCUGCCAACACACUGACAGCAGUGGAGUCACCUGACAUUCAGUCGAAUCCCCUUCGAGUUGUUGAAGUGAGGGAAAUGGAAAUUAUUAAGGGGAUAGCAGCCCCAGGUGAGCGUGUUGUGCUGCCAAAGGCUAAUGUGCAUUUCGGGCAGAAACCACUUGUUGUGGAGAGGGUGGAAAUACUUGAGGACACUGAGACUGAACCGGAGUCUGUUGACACUGAUCCCGAGGAGAAAGAUGGUAAAGUUCAGGGGAAACGGUAUCAGGGAAUGAAGAAGGAACUUGUGCCCAUAUUGAAGAGGAAAAAUAUUAACAGAUCAUCGCUGAGUCCGAAGAAAUUGACCCUUCGUUUGCACCAGGAGGACAUCUUCACGGAGACCUCGGUGAGUUAUCGAAUGGCCAGGGACAGGGACAAUUACGAAAGAUACACGACUGCCUCGUGGAAGGAUGAGGCGAGUGUUGCUGAGUAUUUAAUAUUGGAUGAGGAUGAAGGAGGCUCGUCGUCAGCUAAGGAGGCAGAGAGGGAAAAUAAAAUGUUGGCUGGUUUAAAGGGAAUGCUCUAUAAACAGCGGGAUGAUCUCAAGGCUGAGGGAAUUGGGAGAUUUAAUAGUGAUGAUAAUAGGGGGAAGAAAUGCAUUGCUACGAGGAGAUUAAAGGCUCUUUCUCUGGAUGACACGAAAGAGGAUUGCGAGAGUUUUUAUGGGAGUGAUAAAGAGACUGACGACGCUCUGAUUUUUUCGGAUGAUACUGAGAUCGACGCCAGUGAUGGUAGUAGCUCUGAUGGGGAUACUAGCUCUGUGAGGGGUAAUGAGAACUUCUUGAACAAGUCGACCGUGGAGAAGAUCGAGAGAAUUUCCCAGAAACCGGAUGUGAAGUCUCACGUGGAUGGGAGGGACGUACGCAGCCCCAACUUAUCAAAAAUUGGAUUAGAACGUGAUAUCAUUGAGUUCGAGCAGACUGCACAGCUUAUGUCGAGGAGAAUAGACGUUAUGUUAAUGACUAUUGGUGCUGUCUCCAAUGAGAAAGAUCCGACGAAGCGGCUUGAGGUUUUGAAAAACGAAGUGAGUAGUCUCGCCCCGGACGCGGCCUCCCUAAUAAGCCGCGGUGACGGUCUAGUAAUGACAGUCCACAUGCUCGACCCAGUGCGUGCGGAAAAAAUAAAGAACGACCACCAAGACAAGCUCCGCAGUAAAUGGCACCAAGUAAUGACCGAAGUAGACGCACGUCGUGUCCAAGCCCAAAAGGCCGAACAAUUGCUGAAACAAUACAACAAACUAAUCGCUGACUUUGAAAAAUGGUUCCGCGAGGUGCCUGCCAAGCUGGAACAAGCCAACAAUUACGAGAGGCAAUUGGAGAGCUUCACCGAGGAGUUCGACGUUAAGCAAGAGGAGAUAGAAAAGUUGAACAAUUUGUGCAACGAGUUGAAGAAACUCAACGUCGGAUACCCAGAGGCCAUUCGUUACAGUAUAAACACAAGGUGGCACGAGAUAAGCUCUCAAUUUAAGAGAUACAGUGGCAGCAAGGACAAGGAAAAAGUCGCCGACAAAAAGAUGGAAUUGCAGGAGGUCGGCAGUGUCUCGGCACUUGACUAUGCUACGAGAUCCAAUAAACUGAGGGAAGCUAUAUCCACAAUAUCGCGUUCAUUAAACUCAACGCCAUUAAACGGAAAAGAUUACGAGUUAUUCCUGAGCCAGGAGGAGUGUUUGCGAAAAAUGAGCAAUGCAUUGAGCAUACUAAAACCGAGUGUCGAGGAGAUGGGCUAUCUCUCGGAGAGUGCAGCGAUGACUAUGAAAAAAGAGCAGUGCGAUCAGGUCAAGCGUUUGGCGGAAAAAUUGAGGGAUGAAUGGCUGACAGUCAAUCGUAAUUACACUGAGAGGUACAAUCGGUGGGUCAAGUGCUCUCAGAAGUGGAAGGAGGUUGAUCACUCGUGCUGGAUGUUCACCGAGUACAUGGAGAAGUCAGCAAAGUUGCUGAAAAAAGUAUCGCCGAAAAUGUCCAGAGGAAUGCUUCUGGAGAUGGAGCAUGAGGUCCAACAAAUGCAGAGAAUGCUCGCCUCCGUCGGCACAUUGCAUGCUGAUAUUUUGUCUCGUUCAUCACCGGAGGAUAUCACUGAAUUACAAACUAUUGUUGAUCAUGCAAAACAACGGUGGCAGCAGUUAUUGGCAGAGUUCAACGCCCUCAAAGAGAAGUCAACCGCAAUGGAGAAAAAGAUAAAUAACAAGGACGUAAUUUUGCAAUCAGCCAGGAAUAGUAUUGAACAUGUCAAUGCACUCUUGGACUCCAACGCCAAUCCGUCGGACGAUACGUCCCUAUCGAUCAGAUUAUCCAUGAUCAGAGCGAGGGAGGACGAACUCAGUGCUCAGAGGAAUGAGCUGGAGAGCUUGAAGAGUCAUUCACGUAAUUCGGAUGAUGAACAGCAGUUGCAGGGGGUUUUGAGCGAAAUUGCAACCGGCCAGAGCAGUUUGUCGAGCCAUCGGGAUUACGUUGAGAAUAAAUUAACUUCGAUUAAGAAGUACAUCAAUUGUUUGGAUAAUAUCAUGGGGUGGGUCAUGGAGACCAACACGAGGAUAAAUAUCUCGAGAGAGUUGUCGCAAACUGAGAGGAAUAAAGUGCUUGACAUUAUUAUGGUGGAAGUGAAGGAUCGAGAGAUGGAAGUAAAAGAGGUCCUCGAGAAUUACACGAAUCUGGAGAAGGAGUGUGAAGCUGCUAAGCAACCAGUCUCCGUAGAACUUCAGGAAAAAUUGAAAAAGUUACGUGAAGACUGGCAACACGUAAAGAAUCGAGGUGAGCCUGUGGAAACUGAAGGCUCCAGUGCGAUUCCAGUGAGGGCCAAGGAGACGGAGAGAAAUGUCGGAGCGAGCCCGACGGAUUUACGGGAACAAGUAGUCACUCCCGUCGUCUCGGCAGCCUCGAUCCCACCAGCCAAUACUAGCCAGGAGACAGUGUCGACAUCGGCCUCAACCCUUGUCGCUGGCCUCGACAAAUCAGUUCUUCAGAUCCGCGACUGGCUGACCCUCGAGGAGGAGAUGCUGCGCCAGCAAAGUGUAUCCGUCGGCGAUGUCGACGAGAUUCUCCAGCUCAUCGACAAGCAAAAGAAUGUUCUGCGAGAGCUGGAGCAGAAGAAGCCACAGCUGGAUGAGCUUGUACACACUGCGGAGAAUCUCCGAGCUGAUACCAAUCGCCAACAAUUGCACGGAAAGGUUACAAAGCUGCGCGAGCACUGGGACGAGACAAAUUCAAAAGUUAUGCAGCGAAAGACGCAAUUGGAUGCUAUGCUGGGUGACAGUCAGAGAUACGAGGCAAAACGAAAUGAAGUGGAAGUGUGGAUCGAUCGAAUGGAGCUGAGACUCACGAGAAUGCGAUCUGUGGGGCACACUGCUGAUGUUCUUGAGGCACAGCUCCGAGAGCAGAAGUCCUAUCACGCUGAACUCCAUCAAUACAAGCAUCAAAUCGAGCUGUUCAAUCAAUUAACACAGAAACUAAUAGCCGUGUACCAGCAGGAUGAUACAACACGUGUCAAAAAAAUGACUGAAACAAUCAAUCAACGCUAUAACAAUUUGAACACCAGCAUCAUAAACCGUGGAAAGCUGUUGCACUCAGCGAUGAAUUCACUUCACAAUUUCGAUCGCUCAUUGGACAAGUUUUUAGCCUGGCUGAGUGAAGCUGAAUCCUCGAUGGAGGGACUAGAGGCUGAGGCUGAUAGGCUGGGAAGCCGGAGGGAUCAAGGGGCACUCAGAAGACCGCAGCAUCAACUAAAGGACCUGCAGUCUGAAAUCGAGACACAUAGAGAUGUUUACACUUCACUAAAUGGAACAGGACGUAAACUCCUGGGUUCAUUAGCUAGUCAGGAUGACGCUGUUAUGCUGCAACGUAGACUGGAUGAAAUGAAUCAGAGGUGGCAUCAUUUGAAGGCGAAAAGCAUGGCAAUUAGGAACAGACUCGAGAGUAAUGCGGAACAUUGGAAUGCCCUACUGCUGUCUCUGCGUGAGCUCAUAGAGUGGGUCAUAAGGAAGGACACUGAGCUCACCGGACUGGGACCUGUCUGCGGUGAUAUUGCAACACUCCAGAAACAACAGGAUGAUUACCGAGGCUUCCGGAGACAGCUGGAAGACAAACGACCCGUCAUUGAGCACAACUUACACAGCGGGCGACAACACGUUGCCAAUGAACCACCACUCUCAGACACAUCUGAUUCCGAAGGUCGAGAACUUGACGGCGACUCAAGGGGUUACAGAAGUGCCGAGGAGCAGGCCCACGAAUUAACCCGAAGUAUUCGACGUGAGGUGAACAAACUCUCCGAACAGUGGAACUCCCUGAUCGAACGUAGUGAUGCAUGGAAACGAAAACUCGACGAUACGACGGCAAAAAUGUGCGUUUUUCAAAAGGCACUGGAGGACCUCUCAUCGAGAAUGGCCGGGGCCGAGGCAAUUCAGAGUGGCUGGCAGAGUCCCGCUGAUGCAUCAGAGGCGGGAGAAAUGUUGGAGCAGUUGCAAAAGUUUGGCGACAGAUUGGGACCCAUUCAGAGAAACAUCGAGGAAGCCAAUGACCAAGCUAGUUUGUUUGCUUCGAGUAGUGUCAUAGUAUCUCAUGCGCUAUUAGCUAAACUCGAGGAUCUCAAUACAAGAUGGAAAGUUUUGCAGUUAGCAGUGGACGAUAGAUACAAAUUACUAAGUGGAUACGGUAAAGAUGGUAGCACUCCAGGUAGUCAGGCUUUCCUCGCUGGUAGCGUCGAGCCACCAUGGGAGAGAGCCCUCACGCCAGCCAAAGUGCCUUACUACAUAAAUCACCAAUUGGAGACAACCCACUGGGAUCACCCGAAGAUGAUCGACCUGAUGGCCUCCCUGGCAGACCUGAACGAGGUGCGUUUUUCCGCCUACAGAACAGCUAUGAAGCUGCGAACAGUCCAGAAGAGGCUGUGCCUGGACAUGCUGAGUCUCUCAACAGCCCUCGAGCACUUUGACUCGCACGGUUUGCGCGCCCAGAACGACAAGCUCAUCGAUAUACCCGACAUGAUAACAGUGCUGACUUCCUUAUACGAAGUCAUAGCUGCCGACAAUCCAACGCAGGUGUCCGUUCCCCUGUGCAUCGAUCUCGCCAUAAACUGGCUUCUCAACGUUUACGACAGCCAGAGAACCGGCCAGAUCCGCGUUCUCUCCUUCAAAGUUGGUUUGGUGUUGUUGUGCAAGGGUCACCUCGAGGAGAAGUACAGAUACCUGUUCCGGCUGAUAGCCGACCCCAACAGGCUUGUCGACCAGCGUAAACUGGGUCUCCUCCUCCACGACUGCAUCCAGGUACCCAGGCAACUGGGUGAAGUAGCUGCCUUCGGGGGCUCCAACAUCGAGCCGAGUGUUCGCUCUUGCUUCGAGAAAGCUGGCAAGGACAAGAACGAGAUAGAAGCUGUUCAUUUUCUCAGCUGGCUGCAGCAGGAGCCCCAGAGCAUGGUCUGGCUGCCAGUGCUGCACAGACUGGCAGCAGCGGAGAGUGCCAAACACCAGGCAAAAUGCAAUAUCUGCAAGGAGUACCCGAUCGUUGGCUUCAGGUACAGGUGCCUCAAGUGCUUCAACUUCGACAUGUGUCAGAGCUGCUUCUUCUCGGGGAGAAAAGCCAAGAAUCACAAGUUGACGCAUCCUAUGCAGGAGUACUGCACAGCGACGACUUCUGGGGAAGAUGUGAGGGACUUCACGAGAGCGUUGAGGAAUAAAUUCAAGUCGAAGAGGUAUUUCAAGAAGCAUCCGAGGGUUGGGUAUCUCCCGGUGCAGACUGUGCUCGAGGGAGACGCUCUCGAGAGUCCAGCACCGUCGCCUCAGCACAGCACUUUGAGCCAGGACAUGCAUUCCAGGCUGGAGAUGUAUGCCUCGAGACUCGCUGAGGUUGAGCUCUCCAGGACUAGGAGCAAUUCAACGCCUGACAGCGAUGAUGAGCAUCAGCUUAUUGCGCAUUAUUGUCAUAGCUUGAAUGGCAGUGACAACAUCAAUGCACCCAGGAGUCCGGUGCAGGUGAUGGCUGCCAUCGAUGCCGAGCAGAGGGAGGAACUCGAGGCCAUGAUCAGGGAACUGGAGGAGGAGAAUGCCACACUCCAAGCUGAGUAUGAGAGACUCAGAUCGAAACAGACGCCUGGGUCGACGCCUGAGGAUGGACAUGGCAGACAGCCGGACUGUGAUAUGAUUGCUGAGGCCAAGUUACUUAGGCAGCACAAGGGGAGGCUCGAGGCACGCAUGCAGAUUCUUGAGGAUCAUAAUCGGCAAUUAGAGGCACAGCUGCAACGGCUCAGGCAACUCCUUGAAGAGCCGAACGCAUCCUCUCCAUCUAAAACUGGUACCCUCCAGACAAGAAGUGUCACAGCCUCGCAAUUAGCGACCGACUCACCGGCCAAAGUCAAUGGACACUAUCACGACACGUCAGGUGGAGGAGGCGCGGGUGAGGGACGCGUUAGCAGUUUAGAAAGACCACCGCCACCACCGCAUUCCCACAACGUUGCCCAUAAUGUGGGUAAUCUUUUGCAUAUGGCAGGGGACUUGGGCAAAGUCGUUGGUGAACUAGUGACAGUGAUGACGGAGGACACCCCAAGGACCAACGGUCAGCGCGCCCCUCCAGCUUUCAAAUGAAUAAAAUUAAACACAUCAAUACGAAACGCAUAUCUUUGAACUCAACAUACCACAGGUUGUUCCAAAAAACACGAUAAAAAGAAUAUAAAACGAUACUGUUUAAUGCUUAAGUUGUAAUGAGACCUGUUAACCAAAUAAUUCAUCCAGAUAACUCAGUCGAAUAGUCAGCGAGAGAGGGAGAGAGAGUGGAAAUCGAAGUGAAAACAUUUAAGGAGUUUAGAUAAAACUUAGUGUUACUGAUAAAAUGACCAAGAAUGAUAAUCUGACUGAAACGCAUAUCAGAGACACGAAAUCUUGAAAACGAAAAAUAUAAUGAACUUCUCAGAGUAAUGCAGGGUCAGGGAAUCCCACCCAACUUUUACAAUGGUAAUUUUUUGAAUAUUUUAUAAGUUUUUGAUAUUUGGCCAUUGUAUAGCUGACACGAUAACUAAUUAAUUGGCAAUUAAGAUUCCCUGCAUCAGUAAAACACGAAAAAAAGCAAUUCGAGAGAUGAUGGACAAGAGAUGUUUUAAUGAUACGUAUUGACUCGUCAUAUCACGAAAAAAAAUUAAUGAUUUAAUGAUGGAAAAAUCAUAAUUGUUAUGCUUGCUAGAUAAACUAUACUAAAAUGUAACGGUUACAAAUAUUAUAAAUGAAAAGAAGUGAAACAAAUACUAACAGUGCAUGCAAGAAAAGCAAUGUAUCAAAUUACGUAUUCGAUAUAGAUGGUAAGAAUGCGUUGCGUUUUAAUACCCAUUCUGUUCACUGCCACUGGCGCUUCCUCGACGUAAAAAAGUUGAUGAGUAUUAUCCCUCAUAAAUCAUAACCGAGCAGAGACAUGAAAAUUUUGUAGUCAUAAAAAUCUUUAUUAAAUAGCUGAAACACCGUGGGAGGCACUGUUUUUGUUCAAGAUAAAUCAAUGGAAACAUUGCAUUUUGUAAUAUGUGACACCGACAUGAUCAAUUGUUUAUUGAAUUCCAUUAAUUUAGUUAUUAUAUUUUACGAGAAACUAAUGCAAUCUCUACGUCGAGGAUACAUAAGGCUUUUUUCUAAUGAACAUAAAGGACAUGAGAAAAUAUACGAGCCAGUCGUUUCUACAUAUCACGACUAUUAACGAGGGACAAAUGAAAUAUCAAUUCGAUCAAGUAAUGACGUAAUUUAUUAAUUACUAGGGUGUAGAGAUGAAGCUAGUUGAUACGAUUUUCAUUUCAUAUUUUUGUUUUUUUUAAGGACGAACAUCAAUUAUUGUAGGUGAUUCAUUUAGAAUUUUUUUAAUCGUUUUUAAUUCUACCAAAUGUUAUGUAUAUUUAAAGAUAUAUUGAUACCUACUUAAUUUACAUAAUGUAGACUGUAUCCUCAUAUCAUGUAAUAAAGUUGUCUAGAAAUUCUGUCAUGAUUAAAAUUGACAUGACCAAAAAGAA
Diachasma alloeum is the source of this 13928-nucleotide messenger RNA. RefSeq names its product dystrophin, isoforms A/C/F/G/H. The record is from RefSeq and is a predicted model, not a curated record. The coding region runs from base 409 to 12528 and encodes 4039 amino acids. NCBI's taxonomy places the organism in Eukaryota, Metazoa, Arthropoda, Insecta, Hymenoptera, Braconidae. Gene Ontology annotation, cellular component: plasma membrane. Gene Ontology annotation, biological process: synaptic signaling. Gene Ontology annotation, molecular function: zinc ion binding; protein binding. The transcript has 35 exons.